AUGGCGACGUCGCCGUCAACGACGGGGGCGCGCAAUCACAGUCAUUUAGGUAUGCCUAAUAAUGAGGAGGAAAUUCGGGCCAAAAAACGUGAGAAUCAACGAGAUAGAUAUGCUGCAUUGCGUAGCGAUGAGAAACCUCAGAAGGAGGAAGCUCGGGCCAAAAUUCGUGAGUAUCAAGGAGAAAGGUAUGCUGCAUUGCCUAACCACACGGAGAAAUUUUGGGGAAAAAAUCGUGAGUACCAACUUAGUCGUCGGGCUCGUCUAAAGGGCGAGGCUGAUGCAUCCAAAUUGAUUGCAGCAUCUGAAAUCACCGAUACUAGAAUGGAUGAUAAAGACAACUCUUGUAAGAGGAAACGGGACAUGGCUUCACAAGUGGAUAAUAUAGAUCAAGGCACUCAUGAAGAUCAGGACACUCUAAAGCACAUGGCCAAGAAGAGGUAUAGGCAUGCAAUGCCUGAUGAUAAGAAGGCUGAGGUCCUUGCUAAAAACGUGUUGGGAAAGGUGUAUAUCAACGUGAUUAUGGUGCACAGAAAAAAGUGGAUCAAGGAGCUUUCAAUUCUGGCAUUUGGAACCAGAAGACACAUUGCAUGGAAUAGAGGGUAUGAAAGAUUUAAACUGUGUACAUGUAGAUCCCAAAAAUACAUUAACCCAAAUGAAGAUGGCCCUGACAUCUAUGAGGAUGAUGAAGCUAGAAUGUUUAAUGAUAAAGAUUUCAAAUAUAAGUAUUCUAUAGAACCCACAACAAAAACAAAUGGUCAUGAUCCUUAUAACUUUGUGUAUGUGGGUCUUCCUGAGACCCAUCAUGUCUUGAAGAAAGUGCAAAACUGUUUUUAUUGUCAUGCAAAGAGGUUUGAAGGUGAAGGUCCUGCAUUUUGUUGUCGGAACGGACGUGUUAAUAUAUUUAUACCAGAAGUCCCAGAUGAGCUCCGUCGAUCGUUCACAAGUUAA
Molecule: messenger RNA, 948 nt
Organism: Miscanthus lutarioriparius
Lineage: Eukaryota; Viridiplantae; Streptophyta; Magnoliopsida; Poales; Poaceae
Source: the annotation of a GenBank genome assembly